Lolium perenne is the source of this 2586-nucleotide messenger RNA. Its product is annotated as wall-associated receptor kinase 2. Gene Ontology annotation, cellular component: plasma membrane. Lineage: Eukaryota; Viridiplantae; Streptophyta; Magnoliopsida; Poales; Poaceae. Gene Ontology annotation, molecular function: protein serine/threonine kinase activity; polysaccharide binding; calcium ion binding. Gene Ontology annotation, biological process: protein phosphorylation; cell surface receptor signaling pathway. The record is from RefSeq and is a predicted model, not a curated record.
CAUGCUUCUUCAGAUAAUACUUGGUCGCGUUCACAACAUACCAUCAACCGAACCCGCGCGGUGUGUAUAAAUCGAAGCGGAGAAUGCAACCGGAGUCGAGCAUGUCAAGAAUGGUGACCAUUGUGCUGCUGCUGAUCGUGCUGCAUUCGCUGGUGGCAAUCGCGUCGGCUGAGCAGCAACCUGCAUUGGCGCGGCCAGGGUGCCGUGACCGGUGCGGCAAUAUCACCGUCCCCUACCCCUUCGGCAUCGGCGCCGGCUGCUACCGCGACGACGGCCUGCAGGGCUUCCAGCUCGAGUGCGACGACUCCGGCCUCACCAUCUUCGGCUACAACCACCGCCUCGCCGCGCUGUCCCUGGCGUCCGGCGAGACCCGGGCCUACCUGAACGCGACGCGCGAGUGCUUCAACUCCUCGGGCGGCUUCGUGGAGCGGAACAACAACACCUCCUACAUGUCCCUCGGCACCAGCCCCUACAUCUUCUCCUCCACCAAGAACCGCCUCGUGGCGCUUGGCUGCCCCAACCUUGGCUUCUUCGUCGACGCCCAAGGAUACUAUGUCAGCGGAUGCAUGUCCGUGUGCCGUCCGUCGCAGUACGCCAUGCCGGGCCUGUGCACCGGCGUCGGGUGCUGCCAGAGCCCGAUCCCCUCUGGGGUCAGCUUCUACGAGCCGCACCAGCGCAACUUCCCGCAGGACGACCCCACAUUCGGCACCAACGCCACGACCUGCCACUACGUGUUCCUCGUCGAGACGGAGUGGUUCAGCUACAGCGACCGCGCCUUCCUCAACCGCACCGACGUCAGGAACGUCGGCAGCUGCAGCGCCGCGAGGCGAAACGCGACAGACUUCGCGUGCCGGAGCGCGGACAGCGAGUGCGUCGACUCCACCAACGGCGCGGGGUACCGGUGCAAAUGCUCCAAAGGCUACGAAGGCAACCCCUACCUCGACGGUGGAUGCACAGACAUCGACGAAUGCCAACUCAAGGACGAACACCCGUGCUACGGACUCUGCAUGAACAUGCCGGGGAGACAUGUAUGCAUAUGCCCUCCGGGCACUAACGGAGAUGCUACCACCAAGAAUGGCUGCCGGCCGAAGGACAAGUUCACCGUAGCUCUGAAAGCCCUUACAGGAAGCGGCGUGGGACUAAUCUUGUUAGGAUCCAUGCUCUGCUGUCUCAGCCUAUGGCUGCAGAAGAGCAAGCUCAUCAGAACAAAGCAGAGGUUCUUCGAGCACAACGGAGGCGUCAUCCUGCAGCAGCAGAUGCGGUCCUACAGUAGAGCUGCCGGAGAUGCCACCGGCGGGUUCAAGAUAUUCUCUGCCGAAGAGCUCAAGAAGGCCACUAACAACUUCGCCACUGACCAGAUCCUCGGCCGCGGCGGCCACGGCAUCGUUUACAGAGGUGUCCUCGCGGACAGUUCGGUGGUGGCCAUCAAGAAGUCCAAGAUGAUGGAGGAGGCCGAGACCAAGGAGUUCGCGAGGGAGAUGCUCAUCCUCUCCCAGAUCAACCACCGGAACGUCGUCAAGCUGCUCGGCUGCUGCCUGGAGGUGGAGGUGCCAAUGUUGGUGUACGAGUACGUCUCAAACGGCACCCUCUACCAGUACAUCCAUGGAGGCAAGGGCCUUAACGCUGACACGGCCUUGGAUACCCGUCUUCGCAUCGCGGCAGAGUCCGCGGAGGCUCUGUCCUACAUGCACUCAUCUGCCUCGCCACCGAUCCUCCACGGUGACGUUAAGACGGCUAACAUCCUGCUCGAUGGAAGCCUCACUGCAAAAGUAACGGACUUUGGAGCGUCGAAGCUGGCUCCAAACGAUGAGGCCGAGAUCGCCACGCUAGUGCAGGGCACCUGCGGGUACCUGGACCCUGAAUACCUCAUGACUUGUCAGCUGACCGACAAGAGCGACGUGUACAGCUUUGGAGUCGUGCUGUUGGAGCUGUUGACCAGGAAGAAGGUUCUCUCCUUCGAGGGUCCGGAGCAGGAUAGGAGCCUUGUGUCACGCUUUGUGAUGGCCGUGAAGGCUGGCCAGCAUGACAAGCUUAUGGACGACAAGGUGAGGAAGGAUAUGGGAUCUGAGGCAUUGGAAGAGGUCACACACCUUGUGGUGAGGUGUGUCAGCAUGAACGGCGAGGAGCGGCCGGGGAUGAAGGAGGUCGCGGAGAGGCUGGAGGCUCUGAGGAGAUACCAGCGGCACCCACGGGGUCAGGCUGGAGGUGGUGAUUUGGGGGAGGAGGAAGAUCAGGAGAGGAGCUUGCUUGGCGGGAAGCAACAACGUGAUGUCAACUACAAGUUUAGGCCGCAUGAUGUGCUUGAUCUGGAGGAGGGCAGUACAUACACGUUUAGUUUGUAGGGUGAUUAGUGAUAUAUUGCACCACAACAUGAUGAUGUAUAAAGUUCUUUUUAAGGCGUUAUUGAAAAGGGGAAAUUCAUGGUCGAAAAUGAAAGAAGAGGAAAUUCAAUAUGCCGCUUAUGUGUGUUAGUGGUUUGGCCAUUUUGUAUAGCAAGUUUGCCACACGGUAAAAUUGCUUUAUUAGCAAAGUGGGUUAUGAAAUUGGAGGCAAGGUCGCAAGGCUUAAGUUUCUAUGAGUUGAAGA